AUAGGUGUAACUAAAAAAAGUUAAUGAUAGUUUAUGGCCAACAAACUCUGACGAUUUUUUUCAACUACGUAUAAAUGCUCAAAUAAAUAAAUAAUGAUAAAGGCAGUUAACUAACUGUUCAUUACAAGAUUCAAGAGGCUUCCACACAAAUGAUGAACGAUUCUUCUACUAGAAUUCUCCAUUUUCACUCUAUAAAUAAAUUCGAAUAUUCCGAAUUUUAGAUCACUUUAAAUUUGUGAUUGCUAACAACUUCAUUGCUGAACAUCAAAAUGGCUUUCAGGGCUGCGUCUCAAUUGAAAUCAAUGGUGAAAAGCAGCUUAGGAGGAAGAUCGACUUUCACGACUUCUACUUCUUUACCGGACUUUAAGGCCAGGUUGAAGGGUGAUUUUGCACCGGUGAGCAUCGUGAUCGGGAUGAUUGCGGUAUCAACAUCGUUAGGCAUAUAUACGGCCUUGCAUCAGCUGCAUUCGGCCCCAAAUGUGCACGUCAAGAAAUCGAGAAGGGAAACUAUGCCGGAGGUGGCGGAGCCGGAGCACGUGGCGGCGGAGGCGGAGGAGUUUGUUAAGAAAUCUUUCUUUAGGAAGGUGGCUCAUUUGAAGGAGUUAAAUCGCCAACAAGUUGUGCCUAAUCCCAUUGCAGGUGACAUUUGCUCAAGGCCUUUACGAGUUGAAACAUUAAAAGACGUUGGGGUUGAAACUAAACCAUAGUAGUACCCAUAAUUUUUUUUUUGUUUUUUUUGUUUUUUUUUAAUGUUGUAAG
Messenger RNA from Salvia miltiorrhiza (redroot sage), 759 nucleotides. RefSeq lists its product as uncharacterized. The record is from RefSeq and is a predicted model, not a curated record. The transcript has 4 exons. The coding region runs from base 270 to 707 and encodes 145 amino acids. NCBI's taxonomy places the organism in Eukaryota, Viridiplantae, Streptophyta, Magnoliopsida, Lamiales, Lamiaceae.